CGGGAAAAAGUGUAAUCGGCUCGACUACCUGGAACAAGUACCACCGUGAGUUUCGCGGAAAGUACCCAGUUUUACCGACGCAAGCACAGAGAAAUUGUUAGACUUUUCUUUCUGUAAAAUAUCUUAUUUCAGGACCGAGCCGUGUAGUUUAGGCCAUACUUCAGAUAAAGUGACCGGACUGCAAGCUUUUUUUUUCCUGGCUCAGGAUAAUUUUACAUGAAACUUACUUUGAUAUCCGGAAGGAUUUUGUAGAAUAUUUUAUAUAGGUCGUUUUGAAAUCCUGAGGUAUUUUUCCACGAUGACAGACACCAAGCACCCUCAUGUGAUUUUUUGUAACGAUUCUCCUAAAAGAGUGCUGGUUUCUGUGAUCAAAACAACCCCAAUCAAGCCAAAGGCUGUGGAGUCGGUGAUGCCCACCAGUCCCGGUUUUAGUGAUUUUAUGGUUUAUCCGUGGCGAUGGGGAGAAAACGCACACAAUGUAACUCUGAGUCCCGGAUCAGGAAACGGAGCCGCUUCUCCCCCUAGAAACAGCGCGGUGACAGAGCCGGACAUCACGUCCUGCACAGAGCACCUCAAGGAUGGAAUCCGUCGUGGCCGUCCCCGUGCCGAGACGGUGCGAGAGCUCAUCAGUGAGGGCGAGAACUCCACUAGCCGUAUCCGCUGCAACGUGUGCAACCGUGUUUUCCCCCGAGAGAAAUCACUGCAGGCACACAAACGCACACACACAGGUGAGAGGCCGUACCUGUGUGAUUAUCCAGACUGUGGGAAGGCGUUUGUUCAGAGUGGUCAGCUGAAAACCCAUCAGCGACUCCACACUGGGGAAAAGCCCUUUGUUUGCUCAGAGAAAGGCUGUGGUAGCCGUUUCACUCAUGCUAAUCGACACUGCCCUAAGCACCCAUAUGCCAGGCUGAGGAGAGAGGAGCCCAGUAGUGAGCCUGGGAAAUCACAAGGGGCUGACAACAAGGCUGUGGCUGAGUGGUUAACAAAGUACUGGCAGAUGCGUGUGCAGCGAACCCCAGUGCCAAGUAAAGGAAAAACCCUGAACAAAGUGACAGUGGAGGAUCAGGAGCAGCAGGACCCCAUGGACUUCCUGCCCUCUGACGAAGGUGAAGAGGAAGAGCAGGAUGAGGAGAAGAGUGGAGGAGGAGCCACUCGGCGACGCCUCCAGGAGCAGAGAGAGCGGCUCCAUGGAGCACUGGCUCUUAUUGAGCUCGCCAACAACUUGUCUCCAUAAAUGAAACCCUGGGGUUGCAUACUGCUGGUUAAAUUCUAGCUUAUGUCCAAACAUGACGAGUGAAUGAUCUAAAAAAAAUUGUAUCUACAUUUAGGAUUUUGGUCACUAAUUGGCAUAGCAAAGCAAGUUUGCCACGUUUGCAACCCUCGGAUUUAUGGCCUGUGACGGCCGACAUAAGCUAAAAAGCACCUUAUUUUUGCUUCCAGUUUUAACCUUAGGCUGCUAUAGUAGAUUUGUUUAUAUGAAGAUUGUUUUACUUAUUAUUAUUUUUUUUUCAGCUUAUCAAAGAGAAAGACGAUCAUUAUUUUGUUUGGAUUUUGUCAUGCACUUUUAUGCGGUAAUGAGUUUUUCUCUUUCAGUUGCGUGUGGAAUUGAGCAUGUUUAUAUCAUUUACAUAGAUGGACUUAGGUAGGUGUGUGUGUGUGUGUGUGUGUGAGAGAGAGAGAGAGAGAGAUUUGGUGUGCAUUAAGAUGCUGCACUUGUAAUGUGGUGUGGGAAUAAUCAGUUCAGUCAGGAGAAACCAGCAUGGGCUCUGUGUGACAGGACAGCACUCUUUGAUAAGCUGCACCUGAGUUAAUAGAAUAGAGCAUUUUUUAAAAAACAUACUCAGUCCACUGUUUUGUCAUGUGUAUGUUAUAUUCCGCCUGAGGUUUAGACUGCGCAGUAACAUUAACUAACACAAGCUCAGUGAAACUAUAGAAAGCUCCAUAUCCUUUCCAACAUGCACAAAUAUAUUAGCUUUUAGCAGCCAGUGUUUUGAGUUAUAUUAAAGGAAAUUCACAUUAUUUAGUAUUACUUCUACAUAAAGCAGUUUGGCAGUGGGAUCCUCAUUAAUGAUUAUGUCAGCUUUCAAAGUAUGACUGGAAAAAGAUUUUCCACUUAAAAUCAUACAGACAGCACUUGUUUUGGUAAUGAGAAGAGGGUUUUUUUUUAUUAUUUUUAUUUUCCCCCUCCUGUAUUGAUGAUGGCAUAUUUACAGUUUAACACUACAUUAGGUUGGGGUUUUUUGUUUUGUUUUGCCCAAAAACCUUUGCCAUCUUUUGGCUUUCUUUUCAUUGUAUCUCUGAAAAUUAUAAACACCUCCCAAUGCUGAUAAAAUUAGAUGCUCAGUACAGUGACAUUUGGUAGAAUUAUAUGAUCUCCAAAGCCUAAUCUGGUGAAAAUAUACAAAACUGGAAAGUAUCUUUACUGCUGAACAUCUAAAAUGAAAACAGAUUAUAUAAUGUACACCUAUUUUUUUUUAAAUUGUGUUCUUAUGUGUGUGUAUAUAUGAAUAAUAUAUUCCACCAAGUCAUUUGGAAACAUGCACGAGUUCUAAGUUAAAUUCUCAGAAGCAUCCUUUGUGAUAUUUGUGCGAGUGUGUAUGUGUGCGUGACAACAGAAUGUAAAUCAAGUUGUUCAGUCUGUAACAUGGAAAAGUUUGAUGUUUGAAAAGGGACAUUGUAAAUGUACACAACAGGCAUUUUCUUGGAUUAUCCUGGUUAGUACUGCUGGUUUUCAAUAAACACCAUAAAAGACUGACAAUAA
This is a messenger RNA of Neoarius graeffei (lesser salmon catfish), 2761 nucleotides long. It is a transcript of the gene znf367, whose product is annotated as zinc finger protein 367. Lineage: Eukaryota; Metazoa; Chordata; Actinopteri; Siluriformes; Ariidae. Gene Ontology annotation, molecular function: RNA polymerase II cis-regulatory region sequence-specific DNA binding; DNA-binding transcription factor activity, RNA polymerase II-specific. The coding region runs from base 299 to 1234 and encodes 311 amino acids. Gene Ontology annotation, biological process: central nervous system development; regulation of transcription by RNA polymerase II. The record is from RefSeq and is a predicted model, not a curated record. Gene Ontology annotation, cellular component: nucleus. The transcript has 5 exons.